Aspergillus tanneri is the source of this 591-nucleotide messenger RNA. RefSeq names its product DUF4870 domain-containing protein. Bases 1 to 591 code for a protein of 196 amino acids. Lineage: Eukaryota; Fungi; Ascomycota; Eurotiomycetes; Eurotiales; Aspergillaceae. The record is from RefSeq and is a predicted model, not a curated record. The transcript has 4 exons.
AUGAACUUUGCUCCCUACCAGGACGAAUCGCCCGAGGUAGAGCGAGCCCUCUCUCCUUCGCUCGGGGACGCUCAACGCUCCAAAUCUUCCAAUGUCGGGUCCCCUCGCGCUUCACCCCCGAUUCCGGGUUUCUCGUCGGCUGGACUUCCCUCCCCUACACAGUUUGCAGGCGCAGGCGCAGGUCACGUCGAGACCGGUGGAUAUGGAAAUACUGCUCCUGGACGAGACGUGGAAGGAGGACGAUGGAAUCUGGGCGCCUUCGAAACGAGUCUGCCCAUCCGGAUGGAUUUCGAAGCUAUGCUGGCAUACUUACUUCUGCCUCCGGCGGGGGGUGUUUUCCUUCUACUGGUAGAGCAUAAGAGUGACUACGUUCGGUUCCACGCAUGGCAAUCGAGCAUGCUAUUUACUGCCAUGUUUAUCAUCCACCUUAUUUUUUCAUGGUCGAGCUUCCUCUCGUGGAUUUUGCUCAUUUGCGAUCUGGUGUUGAUUGGGCUUCUAAGCAUGCGCGCCUAUCGCGAUGUUGAUACCCUUGAACAUUACGAAGUUCCCAUCUUUGGCCGUCUCGCAAACUCUUUUGUGGAUGAUGAAUGA